AUGGCGGCAGCUCCGCCGCUCUCCAAGGCCGAGUACCUGAAGCGCUACUUGUCGGGGGCCGAUGCCGGGGCUGACGGGGGCCCCGAGUCCGGUCGCAAACGCCGCAAAAAGAGGCCGAAGCCCGGCGGGCCCGGCGGCAAGGGAAUGCGGAUUGUGGAUGACGAUGUGAGCUGGGCCACAAUCUCCACCCCUAAACCAGAAAAGGAGGAAGACGAAGAUGAUGGAGACCUGCCUGUUGUGGCUGAGUUUGUGGAUGAGCGGCCAGAAGAGGUCAAGCAGAUGGAGGCCUUUCGGACCAGUGCCAAAUGGAAGCUUCUAGGAGGCCACAUUGAAGACCUAGCCUCACAGAAGCAUUUCCGCCAUGACACCCCGGAUUCUUCUCCCAGGAGGGUCCGCCAUGACACCCCGGAUUCUUCUCCUCCCAGAAGAGUCCGCCAUGACUCCCCAGAUUCUUCUCCUCCCAGGAGGGUCCGCCAUGACUCCCCGGAUCCUUCCCUGCCCCAGAGGCCACAUCGGAAUUCUUCAGCUGUAUAUCCUCGGAAAGCCCGUCAAGCCUCACCAGCUCUGUCUCCUCUGCGGAGGGGUCAUCACAGUUCCUCAGCUGUAUCUCCCCCGCCAAGGGCUCGUCAUGACUCCCCCAGCUCUUUGCCCAGAAGACGACAUCCCAGCCACACCUUGGACUCUGGUGAUAGCCAGCAGGCCUCUGAUUCAGAUCUUUCUCCUCCCCGGCCCAAACCCCAACACGGUGCAGGGCACCCAGAUUCUGGCUCAGAUCUGUCACCACCGCGGAACAGACCUUCGCACCGGAGCUCGGAUUCUGACCUCUCGCCACCAAGAAGGAAACGGAGGACCCGCUCUUCUGAUUCUGACCUGUCGCCACCUCGGAGGAGCCAGCCUCCUGGCAAGAAGGCUGCGCACAUGUUAUCUGGGGCCAAAACUGGCUUGGUGCUAACUGACAUACAGCGGGAGCUGCAGGAGCUCAAGAAGCGGGACCUAACAGGCCUGGGCUUUGAAGUAUGCCUUCAUGGGAUCUCAGUAUGCCUUCAUGGGAUCCUGCAGUAUGCCUUCAUGGGAUCUCAGGAUGCCUUCAUGGGAUCCCAGUAUGCCUUCAUGGGAUCUCAGGAUGCCCUCAAGGGAUCUCAGUAUGCCCUCAUGGGAUCCCAGUAUGCCUUCAUGGGAUCCCAGUAUGCCUUCAUGGGAUCUCAGUAUGCCUUCAUGGGAUCCCAGUAUGCCUUCAUGGGAUCCCAGUAUGCCUUCAUGGGAUCUCAGUAUGCCAUCAUGGGAUCUCAGUAUGCCUUCAUGGGAUCCCAGUAUGCCUUCAUGGGAUCCCAGUAUGCCUUCAUGGGAUCUCAGUAUGCCACCAUGAGAUCUCAGGACACCUUCAUGGGAUCUCAGGGCGCCAUCGUGGGAUCUCAGGGCGCCAUCAUGGGAUCUCAGGGCGCCAUCAUGGGAUCUCAGGAUGCCAUCAUGGGAUCUCAGGAUGCCAUCAUGGGAUCUCAGUAUGCCUUCAUGGGAUCUCAGUAUCCCAUCAUGGGAUCUCAGGAUGCCUUCAUGGGAUCUCAGGAUGCCUUGGGAUCUUACAUGGUUCCAAACCUGAAGGGUGAAAUGCUGCCCAGUUCAGGGUUCCACCUGAUUAGUGUGUCUCUCGAUUGCAGGUCCAAUGGGUUUGAGCAGAAGCGCUUUGCCAGACUGGCCAGCAAGAAGGCAGUGGAGGAACUGGCCUACAAGUGGAGUGUUGAAGACAUGUAACUUUCCCAGACUGGGGCUGUGACUCUGGGUUGCCAUAGUAGCAUUGGUCAGCACAUACCCAGCAGUUAGAGUUGUCACAGAGACCAGCAACUUGAUGAGUGUCAGUUUUGACCCCACGGACCCCAGAAGAAUAUGUGGAACUCGCCGUUUGGACUGAGACGCCUGUAUUUCCUGGGUGUGCUAACACUGUUGUUACUGGCAUUCAGAGGAAGCAUUGAUCUCAGUAUCCCAGGGCUUACUAUCCCAGGGUAAGGAUUUUUCUUUUUUAAAUUAAUAAACAUACAUUUAUUUUUUUAAA
Molecule: messenger RNA, 2047 nt
Organism: Echinops telfairi (small Madagascar hedgehog)
Lineage: Eukaryota; Metazoa; Chordata; Mammalia; Afrosoricida; Tenrecidae
Gene: BUD13
Product: BUD13 homolog
Exons: 9
Coding region: 1-1749 (582 amino acids)
Biological process (GO): mRNA splicing, via spliceosome
Cellular component (GO): RES complex; U2-type spliceosomal complex
Molecular function (GO): RNA binding
Source: RefSeq, a predicted model, not a curated record